Biomphalaria glabrata is the source of this 3869-nucleotide messenger RNA. Its product is annotated as DDB1- and CUL4-associated factor 12-like. Lineage: Eukaryota; Metazoa; Mollusca; Gastropoda; Planorbidae. The record is from RefSeq and is a predicted model, not a curated record. Gene Ontology annotation, cellular component: Cul4-RING E3 ubiquitin ligase complex. The coding region runs from base 98 to 1558 and encodes 486 amino acids. Gene Ontology annotation, molecular function: protein binding. The transcript has 10 exons.
UCUUCUUUCUCCUAUGCUGAACGCAGUUUUUAUGCUUUCCCCUUCAUUGGACACUGAGCACCGUCGCUGAACACCACUAUUGAUUACAAUUAUCGAUAUGGAUAUCAAUCCUGAAGAACUUUUAAGGCGAAGGCGAGACUUAACCUUAGAACAGUUGCGGCAAAGUCAGAGACAACUUGUGCGUGAAAUACAAGAUCGCUACAAUGAACUAGGUAUAGCAGUUGACCAUUUACGAUCUUACUUCAGUCAUGAUGAUAGUGAUGAAGAUCAUGACAACAGUUCUAGCACAAAAAUGAAAUGUAAACAAAGAAACAAACAAUGUUCCAAGUUCAAUAAAAUCGCCCGGCCAUUGUCUUCAGAGACUCCUCGAAUAUUACGAGACAGAGAGUAUGGACAUUUAACAAGCUCUAAGCAUGAUAACAAUAUUUCAAAAUUUUAUUCAGACAAUCUCAGAGACUUUGUUUCACAACAUCUUCCAUCAAUUUUAAAAGAAAAAGAAAUGAAUCUUGGAACAAUAAACAAAAUUUUUGCUUCCAAGUGGUUAAAUGAUUCUCAAGUUGUUGUAGGAACCAAGUGUAAUAAGUUGAUGGUGAUGGAUGUCAGAAACAACAACCUUGUUCACAUUCAGUCUUUAAAAAGCACAAAGGAAAGCAUUCCAGCAGAGUGCCCUUGUGGUAUACAUAGCAUUGCCAUUAACCCUUCAAGAACAUUGUUAGCCACUGGUGCUCAAAACACAAAUGACCUUGCAGUAUAUGAGUUACCUACCUUUGACCCAUUAUGUGUAGGGGAGCAAGCUCACAAGGACUGGAUCUUCGAUAUGGACUGGGUGGAUGAUGAACAUGUAAUAACAGGUUCACGAGACAGUUCUCUGGCAUUAUGGUGUGUGGAUAGCCAAGGUCUUUCCACAGAGUCAGCAGGAGAGCCACACAUGCAUGGCCACAGAGUCAUAGUCCCAUUUACAGCUAAAAUGUGUAAUCAGGCACACAGAGUACGAGCCUUAACCCUGGGGAGAAAGCGAGGGGUGAUGGGUGUCUUGUCAAUGAAUGCUAAAUUUCACUUCUGGGAUAUACAAACAUUUCGCCAGUUAGAGUCUGUUGACUUGACAUGGAAAAGAGAAAAUGUCUGUACAGCCAGUUCAGAAGAAAUGGGUUUAUUUGCUGUAGGUUCUCAGGCUUAUGUCACCUUGCUGGAUCAAAGGUCAGGGGGAGAGGUCAAAAGUACAUGGUUACAGAUACCAUCCAGACAUGGGGAAAGAGGUAUAAGGUCUUUGAGUUUCAAUCAAAAUAUGAUCACUAUUGGAACUGGAGAUGGACGAGUUCUUUUCUUUGACAUGAGAAUCUCCAAGUUUCUUUACAAUAUUGAUAAUGAGUACUGUGAGCUGCAAGCUGGCAAUGGCUGGCUCAGAUAUGAUGCCAACUACAGAGAACACUUCAAUCAAUGCCAGUACCCCAACGCCAUCUACACCCACUGCUACGAUGAAAACAAAGUGAGGCUGUUUGCAGCUGGAGGGCCUCUACCUGCAGGUCUCUAUGGAAAUUAUGCAGGAUUAUUUUACUAGUGCUACAGUUUUAAAAUCCAUUUUAUUCAGUAAACUUUACAGUGUUGUUUCUCUUCAUUUUUUUUUUUACCAGUAUACAAAUUUAGAUUUUCUUUUUUUUUAAAGUGUUUUUCUGCUAUCAGAACACAUUUUUUAUGCAGUUUAUUUUAAGGUAUACUGUUUUUGUCUAUAAUGAAAUGUAAUUUAUUUUUUCUGCCAAAGUAAAACUGACUAGACUCUUAAAGAGAAUUUUUAUUUUUGUAAUGUAUUUAGUAAAAACUUUAGAGAUUUAACAGGUUUUGAAAAAAAUAUUAAAUUAGCUUUAUUACUAAACUUCUGACAUUUUAAUUUAUUUUUGAAGCUUAAAUACAUUUGUUAAACCCUAUACUCAUGCACUUUUGUAAGAAUGUAAUUUAGUUUGUACCAAAAGUUAAUUUUGUUUGUUUCAAAGCUAGUCACAGUUGAUCUGUGAUCUUUCUUUUUAUGAAUUAAAUUUUAUUUAUUGUAAACUAUUUUCUAAGCGUUAUUUGGUGUUUUAAAGUUUAAAAAAAAAAAGGGCAAUAAUUUUGUCUAGACUCUCAUUUGUAGGGCACAUGCCAAUAUUUCACAAUCUUUGAGAAAAUGACUUGAUGAUUCUACUAUCUGUGAUACUUUUGCUGGAAGUCCUACAAUCAUGUUAGCGAAUAGCUAAACCUUUUUCUUCAUGCUCAACCUAUAUUUAGAAAGUUAUUUAAAUUUCCUUCAAGACUUUUUGGGUACUAUGUAAUGGUAAAUCAAGUUUCACCUAAAUUUCUGGUUUGAAAGGAUGUUAUCUGACUAACACUAACUUUAAAGCUGGCUUGCUUCUUAGAUGUUUUAAAACUUCAACUAAAAAUCCCAUCCUCAAUGUAGUUUUGCAACCAAAUGUUUUGCCAGUUAUCUGCCAUAUAACCUGGGAUAGAAGUCUAUUAGAUAAAUGCAGACAAUAAAAAGAAUGUUUGUAGUUUCUAGUUAUUUGAAAUCUAUGUAAGAGUAAGUUGUUGGUAUAUCCUGUGGUACUUUCCUAUUUGUACACUGUGAAUGUAAAGCAAUGUUAAACAAAAGAGUUCUAGUUUCACUUCCAACUUUUUAGUUAUUUCUGAUGUGUGUGCUUCAAGUUUGUGUCACAUCACAUAGAAACUGUAGUUACAGGCAUAGUCUAAAAUGAUCAACACUCUGUGUAGCUGAUGGGCAUUUUUUCUACCUAUAUAAUUUUUACAUACAAAUUUGAAACAUGUCAAAUAGAUACAUUAUAGGCAGGGCUGGAUUGAAGAAUGUGGAGGCCCAUGGCAGGAGUUUUGGGAAGGGCCCUGGAAUUUUUGUAAAGCUUUAAUAAAGAUCCACCUAUGAAUGACAAUACUUUUUCUAAAAGCUUGCUAAACUUUAGAAGAAAAGAAGUUCUUGUAAAUUUAAUCUCACUUUAAUUUGAAAAAAAUAUUUAACAUGCAUAUUUUAGUUUAAAAAGUGUAUUUUCUUUAGUUUGUAGAGUGUAAGGCCCUUGGUAGAUGCACUGUUGUAAAUCCUGAGCUGUCUUUAUUAUUACUCUUUGCCAGCAGUAAAAUGUGAAAAAAUAAGUUAGAAAAAAAAUGUAGAAUUUUGUGACCCGUCAAAAUUCUGAUACAUUUUUAUAUCUUUUAUGGGGGCCUCCUGAGCUAUAAUACUGUUUACCUUGUUUAAAUCCUGCCCUGACUAUAUCCUACAUUGAUUAGUAAAUUAUGUGCUGUAUACGUUGUAUGUUAUCACAGGUGUUAUUAGAUGUCAAUUAAUGAACAUAAUUAUUGGCUUUAUACAUGUUCACAAUUAUUAUGUCAAUGACUACAGCUUUUGGUACUUUCAUUUCAGUUGGUAUUAUAUUUAUAACAUUGAUUAAAAAACUGGCUAGUAGAGAGGACAAAAAGUAAACCUGUCAGCUUGUAAAUAGUUUCCCUUGGGCAGACAAGAUGGGCAAUAAAAUGUUAUCUCCACAUGCUGUGUAUUAAAUUUUUUUUUACCCACUAAAAUGUCAAUUAUGUGUAUUGAUAAAGUUUUAAGCUGAGAUGAAAGCCAUGAAAAGCACUAUCUACCUUUUGCUCCUACAGAGGCCCUAAGAAAUAGAUAUGUAGAACUGGUACAUGCUUUCUUUUCUUUAAUCACAAAAUGUAAAUUAAACAGAAUGUGCAAUGUCUUGGAUUCUUGUUUUAGUCCAUGCCUAGUUUCCAGAUGAACUUAAUGCUUAUUUCAAUAGGUGUACCACUAAGUGAAAUGAGAGCUAUGAUUCCUAUAAUAUUAAGGCAAAUAAAAUCUAUAAGUAAAGUCUAAAUUUAAGAAAAAAAAA